Messenger RNA from Lineus longissimus, 4773 nucleotides. RefSeq lists its product as uncharacterized. Gene Ontology annotation, cellular component: membrane. NCBI's taxonomy places the organism in Eukaryota, Metazoa, Nemertea, Pilidiophora, Heteronemertea, Lineidae. The record is from RefSeq and is a predicted model, not a curated record. The transcript has 6 exons. The coding region runs from base 1917 to 3185 and encodes 422 amino acids. Gene Ontology annotation, biological process: sensory perception of taste.
UACACAGCUGCGAAUGUUCUGAAUGUAUUCUUGUGCAUACUGCAGGAAUGUUUAUAGGAGCAUUUUCAUUUGGUAAUUCGAAAGUGGUUCUCGCCUUGCUGAUAUCAAACGAGUACUGCUGAUAGAAGAAGAAGAUGCGCAUGGACGUUUAAAUAACCCAGAGGACAGUGACUUAAGAUAACAUGACAACGCAUCAACUAGCCUCUUCUCUAGCGUCGAGUUUGGAUAAUGUCACUUUGGGUGGAACUAAUCUCGUUGUUGACAGCAAUGAGGAGGGCGAUGGCCGCGAGGGGGUUUCAGUCAUCGAGCUGAGGGACAAUUCUUCUGUCAGACGAGGGCCAAAUCUAGCUGGAAUGAAAUCCGACCUUAUACACAUAGCAAUUGCAGUAGUAUUAAUAGCGGAUGCUAUUGCGGCGAGCAUAUUCGGUGACCCACUCUACCUUUCUCUCCUCUGCUACUUCGAAGCGUUUCUACUCUUGUUUUGCGUGAUGGUGGAGAUUUGGCGAAAAUGGCGACAGCUGCCACAAAUGUUUCAACGCGUCUGGGACAGUAUCAGGUUCACUUAUAAACUGAUAGCAAUUUAUAUCGCUUUGGGAUUCAUGGCGGUUCUAACCUUAGGUUUAGAAAUUGCGCAAUUCCGACAUACCCAUGAUAAUAAAAUCAUUCUUAUCGAAUAUGAGAUGCAUAUUGUGACAUGUGUUGUGGCCGCUUUGGUUGCUGUGGGAGGAAUAAUAAUUGUGAUUGGCAAAGAGAGACCGUGCUGUAAACGAAAGCCGAGACUGUCUUAUGGCAGACUGCAGGAUAGCCGAGGCAAAGAAAUGAUGACUAUAAGUGAUAGGGAUAUUAAUGUGGAACGGAUUUAUUAGGUAGGUUUGGCGUUCAGAGACUGAGCGAAACAAGCCUUGGAUGAGAUACGGCUAACCUCAGCACACAGAUGCAGUAGAUGUGCUCUUUUUUGCGCAAACCUGUUUUAGAAAUGACACGGAUUAGCGAGAAACCGGUCAGAAUCCCAGACAAAGCGGUUACCGAAUCGGAUUUCCAGGAAAAAUAGCUUCUUUUGACGACAACUUGCCGUUCGGGGAUCUUGGUCAGACUGAUGACGUGGAUCGGCCUAUCACCUAGGUUAUAUUGCUUUGAUCUCUCGGGGCGAUGCUGGGUUUUAUACACCGUUACACAAUUUAUUGAUGUGUUUGGACAUGCGACUAAACUAAUACAGUGUAUAGAAGAAUAUUGCAGAAAAUGUAAAUGAUAUCUGCAAGGUCAGUACUUGGCACCUUAUUAAAAAUCCGGCAAAACCAAUCAAUUUGCGCUAUCGCGGAAUUAAAUAUUUGUUGACCAUCAAGGAGUGAGUGGUGUUUAUUUUCGCUUAUUUUGAUAUCAUUUACAUGUAUACCUUUAGAUAUAGUCAAUUAGAUUGUAUUGUUAAUACCACCCAGAUGAAAUUUGUUCGCAACAACGCAAACAUAGGAUAUGCCGCGGGUCAUGGGGAAAACUAAUCAAACAUCAUUAACUGAUCACCGACCGAGAGUUGGAUCAACGACAUAGAGGAGUAGCGUAUAAUUGCAUUUGGAGUAGCCGAUUUAUGACAGGAACGUUCAAAGCUGGCGAUUUACGCCUGUAUUUCACUCAAAUGACCAUAUCUAUUACGUUAUUUUUCAAUUUCAACUUGUUUGGGAUUCCUUCAGAUCGUUAGUGUCAGUCAGAAUUCUCCAAAUCUCGAGAUUUCUUCAAUGUUUAUAAAAACCAUACCUGGACGAUAUACAUGUACAUGCACUUGACGUGUGAAGGAGACUACUUUGCUUUUUGAGGUGAUACAUGAAUGUGGCUAGCUUCGUCUAGAACCUAUUCGUGUACAACUACAAUAUAUACAGGUGAUUUAAAAAACGAACUCUUACACUUAACAGUUAACCUCCACAAUGGUUGUAUGUAGUCCACGAUUAGAAGAGACUGUCGAGGUUAAGGAAGCAGUCGCUCCGAUGGAAGUGGUGAAGACGUUUCCUUACAUUUCUCUCAAGCCGCUGCUGUACGUUAUGCAAGCUUUCGGACUUUUUCACAGCCGCCAUUUUGGACCGAGGGGAAUAUUUUGGCAGGUCUACAGUGCCUGUAGCUGCAUUAUUGUGUUUUCAUCCCUGGCACGAUCCUUCUGCAUCAUAGACGUGGAACACGUAGGCUUCAAUAACGUGUUUUUUCAACAUAUGGUAGUCAUAAUCUGGCUGGUGUGGUGUUUUGGAAGUGGUUUCGCUAUGUACCGAAUCUGGGCAGUUUAUGAAAAGGGACCAGCCUUUUUACUCGAAUUGCACACGGUUGUCGAUUGCUGUCAGUUGAAACAUCAUUGCUACAAACACAAUUUGCGAAGAAGGGCGGUAAUUGUGACCGGACUGAGUCUCUUCUGGAUUGCCAUGAAUACAAUAACAACUAUAUACUUUCUUGAAACUACAAUUGCAUUGGGGCUUGGUUUCAUCCUUUCUCCAAAAUGGGUGUAUGAUGCAAUGCCACAAUGGGGAAAGUACGUGAGCCUAGUUGUCGCCAGCUUCACUCAGCUGGUGAAUAGUGCCUUUUGGUGUCUGCCACCGGCAUUCAACCAUUGCUUGUGUUACGCCAUGAUGAUGGAGCUUAAAAGCUUUAAUAAAGCUUUUGACGAUGCAGUGAAGGAAGAUGCGACUCUUGGCGGGCUUCUUGCACGUUUCAGGAAAAGGCACCAGAGGGUCGCAAAACUCGUCGAAUCUGCGGACAGCUUUCUUGGUAUUCAUAUCUCCGUGACCCUCGGAUGUUCCAUGAUCCUACUCAUCUUCCUUGUCUACAAUUCUCUGUGGGAUAACAGGAUAACCAGCAGUCCCCAGUUAAUAAUUACCCAGUUUAUGUGGAUCUUUACCACUGGGGCUUUCGCUGGUGUGAUACUGCAUAGCGGAGCAUCCGUCAACAAAGCAGCACACGAGAGCCUCUCACGACUGCAUGAUAUCGAGAUCGAGGAUACGCAAGGGAAUAAGGAUAACGCGGAGCUUUCCCUCUUUAUAAACAAACUCUCGGGACCUCCGAUAGGAUUGACCGCACUGGGUCUCUUCGUUAUUAACAAACCAUCAGUGCUUACUACUCUUGGAAUGUUCCUGACAUAUUUCAUCAUCGUUGUACAAUUUCGAUUGCCUUCCGAACCAGCUGCAUAUGGGAAUUCGACCAUCAGUCCAUAAUGAAACAAUGAGCUGACAAGACACUUUAGCAUACUGAUCGGAUUACAUAUGGCAGAGAAAUCAAAGACCAAGUUACGACAUCGCCAAUUACAAUUCUUUCUCUGAAUUUAACGUUUUGAAACGUUUUCUGUCAUAUCUGUCAUAACUGUAUACGGCGAAGUUAAGAGCAAAAUCUGAAGUAUGCUGGUUCCCUGUGUUUCAAUUAGCAGUGCUGAGUACACUUCUAAAACAAGUCAAUGCAUAUAUCAGUAUACGUGUAUUUGACGUUACUAUAAUCAGAAUGUAUAGUUGUAUACCAUUUUGCAUUUAAUCAUCGAGUAAUUAUUUUUUAUACAGUAUGUGCGCAUCCAAUAUUUUAGCUCGGUCAAUGAAUUACUAUGUACAUUGGAAAUUACUUUGUUACCAUGCACAUCAAUGAAGCAUACUAUACAUGUAACUGCAUGAUGCGGCAUAUCCAAAUUUUUUGUGAUAGUAACACUUUAAUUCAUUUAAUUCAUUGUGCGCAUCCAAUAUUUUAGCUCGGUCAAUGAAUUGCUAUGUACAUUGGAAAUUACUUUGUUGCCAUGCACAUCAAUGAAGCAUACUAUACAUGUAACUGCAUGAUGCGGCAUAUCCAAUUUUUUUUUGUGAUAGUAACACUUUAAUUCAUUUAAGCUUUCUAUUAGCGUCCCUUGGGUGAACAGUAUAGUGUGGCAAUGAUAUUUGUAAUGCCCUACGGUAUAUAUCCUGUAGUGGGUAAUCGACGUCACGGUUAAGCAAAUUUAUUGAGCACUAAAAGCCGACGAACUGACAGUUUUUUUCGAUAACAUCAACUCGUCCUUUGCGGAUAAUUGACAAGGCAUCGCUGUGAUUUAGAGGGAGAACUUGGGUGUGGAAUUUAGGUGGCCAGGAGGAAAAUGCACCUAUUCGCCUACAUGCUCAUCCUCGAUGUAGCAAGAGACAAUGCCGAUCACUAAUAACGAUUUCCGCAGGUGUUGUAAGGUGCGGGUUUUGGACAUGUCUACGAAAUUAAACAGUUACAUUCAGUUUUGGUGAGUCUGAAAUCAAUGUGUGGUCUUCGGUCGGUAAAGUUCGGGUUCCGGGGUUUUCAAGAUAACAAUGAUAUUGAUAAUGAUAAUACUAAUAAUAAUACUUAUAUGUGCAGGAAUAAAUAAAAAGAGUAAAAAAGAGAGAAAAAGUUUUUGUGGAUACACGAGGAGUCGAAUCCGUGACCACCAGAUUGAAAGUCCAGCAUUCUAACCGUUGAACCACAGAGGUUUUUUAUGUCCAGGUUGAGAUUUCUUUGCCUGUAAUAGCCAAGCUAUGGCGAUAUGAAUUACCUUGUGUGAAAUAGAGCGACAUUUUUAUUUUACACAAGCUUCAGAUCACUAUAAUGAUGUUGAAUUCGUUGAGAUAUAUCCAUCAACCACAAGAGGUCAAGAAAAAGGUGUAGCCCACAUGAAUCGCAUUCCAAGCAAGCAUAGCCAAUAGAUAUCAUCAAAACACGGUUGACCGACCCCCAUUCACUCAAGUUUUAAUGAAAAAUCGUAAAAACGGUGUUCUGAAGGUUCCGACUAAACUGUAUUUAUGGUCCGCGCGAGUUUUCAUU